ACUAUGAGUCACGUGACCGGUUUCGCUGCCGACAUUUUGCUCCAGGUUUGAUCUAGUCGAUUUUUUUCGCGCAAAACAGCUGAACUGAUGAAGAGACAUGGAUAAUUUAAAUUCAAAAUUUCUUUAUCAGUUCUUACAAGCAAUUCACUUGAAAAAUAAAGAGGCCCUAUUGUUUUAUAAUCCUAUAAAUAAAUCAUAGGGAAUAAAUGCUUGUUUUCACAAAGAUGGCGACAUUACAUUAAAAAAAAAAGACAUUAUUUACAUAUAUUUAUAUGUAUGUGUAUAUAUCUUUAGAUGUAAUAGUCAUUACUAGAGAUUAAUUACAGAAGACUUAUAAGAUUAUAUAUCUAAAUUAUAAUAAUAAAAAACCCUAGAUAGGUCACCUGGAAGGAUCAAAUCAGUGCGGGUGUUAUUUAAAAUAAUGGAAGUUAUUAACGAAAUGAUCGGCAACCUUUCUAAUUCAUUGCAAAAUUUGGACGAAAUGCUUCGUGUAGAGGCAAUUGAUUGCUUAGAGAAUCUAUUAUUAAAGACACUAUCAGAAUUCACAAGAAAAAAAAUGACCAUUAAUUACUACAGCUUAAUGAAUAAUGAUACUGAUAAGGAAAUAACGGUCGAUUCAUUAUCAAUGGCUAUAACGGAAUAUCUAAAAGAGGAUAAACCGAUUAAGGAACUAAUUGUCUAUAAUUUAGCCGAAUCGAAAACAAUUGUUGAAGAAAUGGAUAUUGAUAAGAGUGAUACUGGAAAAAUCGAAUUAAUAUUAAACGAGGAAGAAAUGAACGAGGAAGAAGAAGAAGAGGAGGAGGAGGAGGAAGAGGAAAAAGAAGGGGAAGUCGAUUGCGUUAUCAACCGGAGUGGUAUAUGCCAGGAAGAAGAGGAGGAAGAUGUAGCCAUUAGGCGUAAAAAACGUAGGCAUACAGUCGGAUUUAAUUAUUCGGAAGAAUGCGGAGAAGGCAUGGGUUAUACAUCAUUUAUUGAGCCAGGACCGUAUAAUUGUAUUCUGUGUGCGGAUGUAGUAUGCUCAAAUGCUAAUCACUACUUAGCUCAUAUGCAGCAAGAUCAUACAAUAGAAAAAGGAGAUAGGCAAUACCUUACCUGCAACAAAUGCAGUAAAGAGAUGAUUGUGCAUAAAACGUGCAAGAAUGGACCAGGGAAGGAUACUCUGUAUAGGCAAGCCUUUAUUAGGCUUUGUCAACAUGUAAUUUCUUAUCACGAUCAUCAACUGCCUACGUAUCUAAAGCUCUAUACAUGUAGACUAUGCGGUUACGAAACUGUUGUUAGACCAAAUUAUAGGAAACACAGCGAUUACUGUAAAAGGCAAACAGGACAGAAUACAAUACAGCAAUUAGUCACUGUAAAUAAGGCUGCUAAAGCCCUUAUUCAGGAGAAAACGGGAAUGAAGAAAUCCGAUUCUUAUGCCGGCCCUAUUUUUGAUCUGAAUUCCGAGAGUUUUCCGUGUUUUCUAUGUAAGGACGUAUGCAAAAAUGAAGACAGUUUAUUCGAUCAUAUUCUUAGUAAACAUUCUGAAGAAACUGAUACAAAACCUAGAUCGUCAAAGACUAAAUCAAUCACUUGUUAUAAAUUUAAAUGCACUUGGUCUAAUUGUACUCAAUCAUAUACAUCAAGAACUGUAACGGCUUCAAUAAAGGAGAGCGUCUCAAAGUUAUUGUCACACUGCAUUAAAGUGCAUCUUAUAGAUAUACCAAGCUACGCCAGGAUAUACGAGUGCGAUAUUUGUAGGGAAAGAAUACUGUUACAAAUGUCGAAACAGCACGUUCAGAAACAUUUAGCCGACACAACGUUGGUAAUGUGCGAUGCCUGUGCGGCGUUCAUUAAACCAUCAAUGCUAGAAAAGCAUAAAGAGAAAUGUAACGCUUCAGCGGAAAUUCAGGACGAUUUGUUCGACAUUAGAGAAUCUGAAAGCGACAGUGAUGACGAGCAAAUGUUAAGAAAGGAAGAGAAUCAGGUACUCUAUGUAAAAGGAGUUUUCAUUGAUCAAGGACCAUUCCAAUGUUUCAUUUGUCUUGAGGAAGAGCAAAGUCUUAGCCUUUUUGUUCAACAUUUUGAAAAAGAACAUUAUAACAAUAGAAAAUUGGAUUGCUUACAAUGUAACUUCUCUAUUAACGUUCCCAAGGAAACAAAUAAGGGACCAGCUUAUACCUCCCUUUUUAAACAAAGUAUUGCAUCCCUGUUAAAUCAUUAUGUUAUCAAGCAUGAUCGCUUAGUACCGACUUACGCCAAGGUCUACAGGUGUUCUCAUUGCUCGUACGUUACGCUAUCCAGAGGUUCGUGGAGGAAGCACCAGAUGACAUCUCACGCCAAUAAAUCCGAUUUUCUAACCGAGUUGAAAAGGCAGAGUGAAAAUCUUGCGGACACCCUAAGUAAAAAAUCGUCUAUUUUCCAAAAUAUGACUAUUAGAUGCUUCUUUUGCGAAGAUGAAAAUUCAUUUGUCGGCCAUGAGAAUGAUGUUUUAGAGCAUAUUUUGAGAAAUCAUACUGCUAGAGUAGACGCUGAAACUUGUGUUAUUGGCUGUCCACAUUGCGACCGUCUUUUUACAACGAAACCAUAUUUAGAAGACUUACGUUUAGCAGUCGCUAGAUUUCUAGCUCACGUUACUGGAUCUCAUUCGUUUAGUUUACCCAAAUCGUGUCUUAAUUUUUAUGAAUGCAACUCUUGCGAUUAUCAAACAAUCGUUUAUACGGCGAUGAAACGUCAUACUAUACGACAUUGUUUUGCCGCCCAAUGUGAACAUUGCUCCCAAUGGGUGAGAGCUUCAGAAAUGGCAGCUCACAAACGAAAGCAUAACUCGGCAAAAUCGGCUGCCGCAGUUGCGGCUGCAGCAGCUUCUUCAUCAGCCUCUAAUGACAGCGUCAUUUGCCCUUUGUGUAAUAAAAGAUAUCCAAAUCAGGACGCCGUUAAGGUACAUCAAAGGCGUAUGCACGAAGGGAAACGUAAUUACGAAUGUACCAAUUGCGGUGCAAGUUUCUUUGGCAAAGCUGAAUGGUUGGGGCAUAUGUGGGUUAGGCAUAAAAUAAACGCUUCCGGACGACCACCUUUGACCUGCGAUGUAUGUCAAUAUAAAACUGUUAUAAGAGAUCUCAUGAAUAAGCAUAAGAAACAUCACGAUUUUGGUCAGUUUAAGUGCAAUCACUGCGAAAGAAUUUUAAAUACGAAGGCUCAAUACGAAGUUCAUAUGCGAAGGAAUCAUCCACAGAAUAGUGCAGGAAAUAAUCAAUUAAUUAAAUGUACAAUAUGCAAUUAUACAACUGGGGAUAGGACUAAAUUACAUCGACACGUUCAACAUUCUCAUCCAAAUGUUCAAUUUCAAUGUAGAUAUUGCGCAUUUCGACAUGUCGAUCAGGAUAGUGUCGUUAAACAUGAGUCGAGAAUGCAUAAAAUUUUACAGCAACCGGUCGAUCCGCAAUUAUUCGCCACGGAAAUGGCGCCGUCCGUUUUCGAUAUCGACCGGGAACAGGAUGCUAUUAAUCAGCAGAAUGUCAUACUAUUCCAAGCCGGUGACGGAGUUGGUGAAAUAGUCCUAGAUGAAACCGAAGCUCAAAAUAACCAAGUAUUAAAUUUUGAACAGGUAAUAAUCGAAGGAAAUUUUACUUGA
Dimorphilus gyrociliatus is the source of this 3610-nucleotide messenger RNA. The record is from the annotation of a GenBank genome assembly. NCBI's taxonomy places the organism in Eukaryota, Metazoa, Annelida, Polychaeta, Dinophilidae.